Pseudopipra pipra is the source of this 1925-nucleotide messenger RNA. RefSeq names its product yrdC N6-threonylcarbamoyltransferase domain containing (gene YRDC). The coding region runs from base 16 to 1311 and encodes 431 amino acids. NCBI's taxonomy places the organism in Eukaryota, Metazoa, Chordata, Aves, Passeriformes, Pipridae. The transcript has 6 exons. Gene Ontology annotation, biological process: regulation of translational fidelity. Gene Ontology annotation, molecular function: tRNA binding; double-stranded RNA binding; nucleotidyltransferase activity. Gene Ontology annotation, cellular component: cytoplasm. The record is from RefSeq and is a predicted model, not a curated record.
CAGAGCGUACAUUUAAUGAGGCACCAGCAAAGCGACACCGACCGAGCUCCAAGGCUGCGGCGGUGCCGCCGUUACCAGUCCCUGGGCUCCCCCGGCACCGCCCGGGCACUCCCGGAGCCCCAGGCCGAGCAGAGCCCUCGGUCCCUCGGCGAGGCCUCGAUCUCCCGGGGCUCUUCAGGGCCCUGCGGCCCCCGGGCCCGGGCCCAGCGCCGCCCGCAGCGCGGUCAUCGCCGCCGUCAGCUCCUCGCAGGCGGCGAUGCGGGACCGCAGCUGCCGCUGCCGCAGCUCCAGCAGCUCCCGCAGCCUCCGCGGCUCCUCCGGAACCUGCGGGGGAACACGGCGGGGGACGGCGGUCACGGCACCCCGGCCCCCGCUCUGCCCCGGUCCCCCCGGCGCUCCCCCGUCACCCCGGUCCCCUCCGCACCCGCCGCUCUCCCGCCGCCUCCGCCCCGCCCGCGCGCGGCUCCCGCUGCCCGCCGGUGGCCAUGGGAGCGCCGGGCCCGCCCCGCCCCGGCUCUUGCGUUGUCUCCCGGCGCCGCGCUCGGAAGUGCCCGCAUGGCGCGGGCGGCGCGGGCUCUGGCGCGGGCGGCGGAGGGAGCGGCGGGGCCGGGGCUGGGCCGGGCUCGCCUGGUGCCGCUGCCGCCCGGCGGCGCGGCCGGGCCCGACCCGCACGGCUGGAGGGAGGCGGUGGCGGCCGCGGCCGGCGCGCUGCAGGCGGGCGGGCUGGUGGCGGUGCCCACGGACACGGUGUACGGCGUGGCCUGCCUGGCCCAGGACUCGGCCGCCGUGCGCAGCAUCUACAGCCUGAAGGGGCGGAACGGCGCGAAGCCGCUCGCCAUCUGCCUCGGGGACGUGGAGCGGCUCUACAGGUACUGCCACGUGAACGUGCCCGACGAGCUGCUGCGGGACCUGCUCCCAGGGCCGGUGACGCUGGUCCUGCAGCGUUCAGAAGAACUGAAUAAAGACUUGAAUCCUUUCACAUCACUGGUUGGUGUUCGUAUUCCAGACCACUCCUUCAUGAGGGACCUGGCACGUGCCUGCUCGGGACCACUGGCUUUGACAAGCGCCAACAUCAGCUCCCAGGGCAGCACCCUGACCGUGUCGGAAUUCCAGGACCUGUGGCCUCAGUUGUCCUUGAUCAUCGAUGGAGGCCCCAUAGGAGACAUCUGGAGCUCAGAGUGUCGCUUGGGGUCGACUGUGGUUGACUUAUCUGUGUCAGGGAAGUUCUCCAUCAUCCGUCCUGGCUGUGCACUGACACCCACAGUUGAAAUCCUGAGGCAGAAGUAUGGCUUGGUACCGGAAUCUUCCUAACCCUUGGGACUGGGAGCUGAUGGAGCUGGGCACCAUGUGCCUGUGCACUCAGAAGUGGGUGUUUGUGGCCUUGUUUAAUAAGGUCGAUGGGUUAUGUCAAGGUAAAUAAACAAAAGAUUUAAAAAAAAAAAUUAAAAAGUCCUUUUGAGCUCUUUGUGCUGCUGUACCAUUCCCAAAUGUCUGUUCUGUUAUCCCGAUUAGGCCUUGUGAAUACAAUGAUUGGAAUGUUGGACUGAUGGGGUGGGGAAGGCCCUGUCUGCCCCCCCUCCCAUUGCCAUUCCAUGUUUGUAGUUGUUGCAUCUGCACUGUAAGGAAAGCAAAUGUGGAAUGGAGGGGUUUGGAGCUUUCAGGGUGUUACAGCUGUGAUGUUCUCUGGUUGCUUUUCUCUGUUCUAAAUGUGAUCAAAAGCUACAACUGAGAUGAUACUUCCAGUGCUUCUGAAAAUUCACAAUAUUCAGGUAACCUGGAGCUGCUCAGAACAACCUGUUCUUCCUAAUGCAGAGAAUGAAAUGAACUCUUGGCAUGAUGAUCUUCCUUUGUUUAAAUGUGGAAUUCCCUCUCUUGAGUUUGCCCUGAAACAGUGCUAAGCUGAAGUAAACAGGGAAUGGAUGAAA